CGCUUCUUGUUUCGCAAUGCCAGUGCCAAGUUUUAACUCGCGCGAGUUGCACAUUGUGCCAAAAUGCUCAAAGUAAAUUAUACGCUGCUUAUUGCGCUGACGCUAGCGUGUGGCGCUGCAGUCAGCAACGCAGCUGGCAGCGAAGCCAACGGCACAGUUGCGCCCAUCAUAGGAGUGCUGGCGCAGGAGAUCUAUGAAGAUAGCUUGAUUGCCAGGCACUUUAAUAGCACCAGCUAUAUAGCUGCGUCGUAUGUCAAGUUUGUGGAGGGUGCCGGCGGUCGAGUAGUGCCCAUUUGGAUUGGCCAAGAACGCAGCUACUAUGAGAAUUUAUUGAGGCAGAUAAAUGGCGUGCUACUGCCAGGUGGUGGCACGUGGUUCAAUAACUCCAAAGGCUAUGGCGAGGCUGGUGAACAUAUUAUACACAUAGCUAAGGAAAUCAAUACCAAUGCCAGCUACUUUCCUGUAUGGGGCACUUGUUUGGGCAUGGAGCUGCUUGUGCUGGUGAUGAAUAACAACGUGGAGACGCGCUUUGAUUGCAAAUCACAGGGACAAACUAUACCGCUGGACUUUAAGCCAACUUAUAAUGAAAGUCGCAUGUUUGCUGGCGCCAGUGCGGAGCUUAUAACGCUCAUGUCCAAGCAAAAUGUUACCUACAACUAUCAUCGCAAUUGUUAUACCCAGCAGAGUUUUGAGAACAGCUCGUGGCGCAUUAUGAGCAUCAACAAUGAUCUGCAAGGCGUCGAGUUUGUCUCCACCAUUGAGCAUUUGCAGUAUCCAUUCUAUGGCGUGCAAUUCCAUCCGGAGAAGAACCUCUAUGAAUUUGUAAGCAAACUUAUACCACACACCGCUGGCGCCGUGCAUAGUGCGCAGUAUUUUGCCGACUUUUUCAUCAGCGAGGCGCGUCGUAAUAAACACACGUUUGACAAUGCCGCCGAGCAGUCCGCGGCCAUGAUCUAUAACUAUAAGCCGGAAUAUACUGCAAAAAUUGGCUCCGGCUAUAUACAGCAGUAUUUGUUUGAUACGGACUCAGAGGAGGAGGUGGAGGAGACGCCCGAGGAGCCUGAGCCUGUGGAGCCAGAGCCAGAUCCUGAUAAUGAUCAUCCGUACCCUAAUUAUCCAUACUAUAUGCAUCACGGUGACUAUGCAGCUGCCACACAGCCGCUGCUCACAUGCAUUCUAAUGUCUUUGGCAUUUGUUGUGUGCGCCGGCAGAUUUGUAAACAAUUAACAUGUUCAUAAAUUUAAUAAACUUGCCAUUGACUACGCAAUGCUAAAAGCUACUGCUGAUUACACUUAAGUGCAACUGAAAUUUGUAUUGGCUGUCAAAUGUACUUCAGCUUAGAUAUGGAUAAGCGCCGGCUUGGACUUCCUGUUGCUCGGGCUACAAGCAUUGAAAUCCAUAGCGCGUUCGCUUUCGUUCGGCUCUAAACAAAAAU
Drosophila busckii is the source of this 1435-nucleotide messenger RNA. RefSeq names its product gamma-glutamyl hydrolase (gene l(3)72Dp). The record is from RefSeq and is a predicted model, not a curated record. The transcript has 4 exons. Gene Ontology annotation, molecular function: gamma-glutamyl-peptidase activity. Bases 64 to 1227 code for a protein of 387 amino acids. Lineage: Eukaryota; Metazoa; Arthropoda; Insecta; Diptera; Drosophilidae. Gene Ontology annotation, biological process: tetrahydrofolylpolyglutamate metabolic process. Gene Ontology annotation, cellular component: vacuole.